CAAGCGAGCCAGUCGCAGUCAUGGAGUCCUCACACUGGAUACGGAGGACGGCGCUGACGCUGGCCCUCCUGGUGAUCGUCCUGUCCGUGGCCACGGCCGCCCCUGCCGGACGCGAGGCCAGGUCCCCGAAGAGGAGGCCAUUCGGCUACGGAGGCUACGGCGGCUACGGCGGCGGCCCGGGGUACGGCCCGGGGUACGGCGGCGGCCUCGGCGGCUACGGGGGUAGUCAGGCCCAGGCGCAAGCCCAGGCGCAGAGUGGAGGCUACGGCGGCAGCCAGGCCCAGGCGCAGGCCCAGUCGCAGAGCUUCGGGGGCCCUUACGGUGGAGGCCCUUACGGUGGAGGCUUCGGCGGCGGCCCCUUCGGCUUCUUCCGUCGCCGCAGGGAAGUCGCUCCCGAGACGGCCGUGGCCGUCACCGAGGCCGCCAUCCCCGCUGCGAACGUGGUGACCGACACGGCCCCCGUCGAAACCACCCCCGCAGCCCCCACCACGGAGAAGGUGGUCGUCGUGGCCGCCGAGGUGUCCACCUUCCCCACGGCCGCUGCCACCUCCUCCGAGACGGUCUUCAUCGUGACGCCCGAGGCCAGCGAGGCCAGCGAGGCACCAGUGGUCAACGCCUCGCCUUCCAGCGAGACCGCCGCCCCCAAGGAAGCCCCUACCCCCGUCCCCAGCGAGGCCACCCCCGCCCCCACUGACGCCGCCCCCGCUGCCUCGAGCGAAGCCCCUGCUGCUUCGACUGAAGCUGCUCCUGCUGCCUCGAGCGAAGCAAGCGAAGCCCCCGCCGCUUCCGCUGAAGCUGCCCCGGCCUCAACAAGUUCCUCCAGAAGACGCCGCGAGGCUGACGGUGCCACCACGGAGUCGUCGACACCCAAGGCUGAGCCCGCCACGCCAGAGACCCCCGCCGUCGUCCCUUCGGAGACACCGUCCUCGACUUCGACGGCAGCCUCAACCUCCACGGAGUCCUCGCCCUCCUCCACGGAGGCCGCCGCGGUGUCCACGACCGCGGCCGCUUCGUCCAGCACGGCGGCCGCUUCCCGCAAGAGACGCGCCGAUGAAGCCACCACGCCCAAGGCGGAGUCCGCCACCCCUGAGGUGCCCGUCGUCCCCAGCGAAGCCCCUUCCUCCACCACGGUCUCGACCACCACGGCUGCGGCCACAGAAGCCACUGCCUCAACCACUACCGAGUCAGCCUCAUCAACCACCGCGGCAGCUCCUUCGUCCACGGAGACGGCCUCGACAACCACCGCGGCAGCUCCUUCGUCCACCGAGACGGCCUCGACGACCACGGCGGCCGCGUCACGCAAACGGCGCGCCGACGAAGCCACCACCCCCAAAGUGGAGUCCGCCACACCCGAGGUUCCCGCCGUCCCCGCCGAAGCUUCCACUACUGCUGCCGCGCCUUCAACCUCUGAGGCCACCGCGUCGACAACCACCACCGCGGCGCCGUCGAGCACCGAGGCCGCUGUGUCCACCACCACAGCUGCUGCCACACCAGAAGCCGCUGUCUCGACCACCGUCACCAGCGCAGCAGCCUCCUCCAGCGCCGAGGCCAGCUCGAGCAGCUCAAGCACCGCCGCGUCCAGGAGACGCCGCGCGGACGACGCGACGCCGACGACCGCCGUUCCCGUCGAGACCACCUCCGCCGCGACCAGCCCCGUCUCGGUCGAGACCACCGCUGCGCCGACCAGCGCCGCUCCCGUCGAGACCACGGCCGCUGCAACCAGCCCUGCCUCCGUGGAGACCACUGCUGCUGCCGCCAGCACCGCCGCCACCGAGACUGCCGCCCCCAAGGCCCCCGAGACGACGCCGGAGACGCCCGCCGUCCCCAGCGAGUCCGCAGCUAGCGACGCUCGAGCUACAGCUUCUACUAGUACCUGAAGAUUGACCCCGCCCUUUCCGCGUGAAGAGAUCUCAAAGAAAGAUUUUUUUUAUGAAUCAAUGAAUGAAUGAAUUGAUAAACGGAUGAAUGAAUGGAUGAAUGAAUGGUGUCGCGGUGAGCUAUUUAGGUUUUACAUUUUCUGUGAUGUAGCUCUCAUUUGUGUAUCGGAUCGACUUGUGCGUCUCUUGUUGUCAUAUUGGUAUGCGUGUCAUUCCUCUUCCCUUACGCCUGUCCUGAAACUUCCAAAUCCCACGUCAUCAAGUCAACCUCUGUACAUUGAGUGCUUAUUUAUUUUCCAAUAAACUUAAGUUAUUUAAGGUGACCA
Molecule: messenger RNA, 2203 nt
Organism: Thrips palmi
Lineage: Eukaryota; Metazoa; Arthropoda; Insecta; Thysanoptera; Thripidae
Product: mucin-19-like
Exons: 5
Coding region: 21-1877 (618 amino acids)
Source: RefSeq, a predicted model, not a curated record